AUGGACUUUACGGCCUUGUACGCAAGUACGGCUCCGUCGUAUGCGCAGGUUUCACCAGGAGGAGAAUGGAUCGCGUCUUUCUCGCGUGCUGGUCACAUUUUGAUACGUUCGACGCGAUCGUUGGAAUUGGCUUUUGUGUUCCAGGUCGACGAAGCCUUCGCCAAAGCAUGUCAGUGGAUUCAGUGGAAACCUUUAAACAAAGACGAUGACGAGGAACAAGAGGAGACGUCAUUUCUAUUUGUUGCAUCAAGCGAGAAAAUUAUCGUCAUUAAUUUACUCGAGCCGGAAUUUUACGCGAUCAUUCAGUGUGCUCAUGACCAUGUGUCGCGUGUGCAAUGGACGCGAACAAAACAGAUUUUAUUGUUUUCGGAUUUGCAUUGUCGACUUACUGUCUGGUCCGUUGUACAGAAGAAAGGUCUUCUAUUACAACAAGUGAAAUCGCAAGUAAGAAAAGGAUUUGCCUUUCAUCCAACUCUUCCGUUUGCUGUCGUCUUGCACCGGAAAAAUGGGUUUGACUUUGCUCAUCUGUAUCAAAUGAGCACCGAAAACUGGAAACUCUCCGCAAGGUGGAAAAUCCCUACCAUUGAUGCUCAGUCUAUUCACUGGUCGCCAGACGGCUCGCGCAUCGCUGUCGUCGAGGCUGCGUUUGAGAACAGCGUAUACGUCUACACAAGCCUUGGCAACUAUAUCACAAAAAUAUGUCCCCCUUCUAAUCAGCAAGAACUUGGACUCUGUAACUUACAGUGGGCUCCAGACGGCAGCUAUGUUCUUGCUCACAGUCUUCACAACUCUUCCCUACGCUGUCUAGAGCCUCUUGCAUUUUCAAACGCCCUUGAAUUCGUUCAUUCUUACUACCCCGACUUGGACGCUCCGACUCACGUUUGGCAAGAGGAUAUAAACUAUCAAGAUCAGUCCAAGUACAAGCGCCUUGACAAACCGCCAUUUAUCCAAAAAUCGUACAAUGCAACUAUACGAUGCAAAAUGAAUGUGGACGGAACACUGCUUGCCUCUUGUUGUAACUCUGUGCCAAACAUACUCUGGAUAUGGAGUGUUUCGUCGCGAAGUCUCCAUACUAUGCUCGUGCAGUCUGCACCUAUUAUUCAAUGGGAUUGGCAUCUUUAUCGUAGCGACUUGCUUGUUAUACGAUGUGCAGUUCAUCCAAGCCGUUCUUUGGAUCAGGCUUCUCUGCUCUUCUUUUGGUCGGCCGCCUGGGCUGAGCCGAGGAUCAUCAGAGUCCCGAAAAUGGGUUUCAUUAUUCGACACCACCAAUGGAUGAAGGCUGCACCGUCGAACGGUGGAAGGGAGGCGAUCGUUGUGUGUGGUAACUCAAGUUAUACUAUUGGCUAUGUUGUUGAAAGUGAAGAUGACUCAGAAACCACAAUGAUGCCGACAAUGACAUUUUCUGACUUUGCUCUCAGUGAUGAGCCUUUGGCAUCCGAGUUGGACGCAACGAAAACGAUUACCAUUCAAAUGUAA
Molecule: messenger RNA, 1476 nt
Organism: Schizosaccharomyces japonicus yFS275
Lineage: Eukaryota; Fungi; Ascomycota; Schizosaccharomycetes; Schizosaccharomycetales; Schizosaccharomycetaceae
Product: WDR8 family WD repeat protein
Exons: 3
Coding region: 1-1476 (491 amino acids)
Biological process (GO): microtubule anchoring at mitotic spindle pole body; mitotic sister chromatid segregation
Cellular component (GO): nucleus; MWP complex; mitotic spindle
Source: RefSeq, a predicted model, not a curated record